GGAACCUAGAAAGUCCUGUGCUUUGUAAGUGCACCAUCCACCCCCACCACCUGUCAUGCAGUAAAACUGAUUAGCAGCCACAUUGCCCUAAAAAUGUAUUUGUCAAAGCUUCUAGGAAGCCGGGUGGAGCUAGGACCGCCUUGACAUCUAUUUUGACUCCAGCAGCAUUUCUUUCAUAGUUUUUGAAGGUGUAAUACAGCACUAUCACUGAGCAGAAGACCAUAUUUGGCCAGUCUGAAGUUUUUGUCGCAGGUAUUGUCAUUUAAAACAGACUGAGUCACCUCUUACUCAGGACAUGACUUCACCCUCCAACUGCUUAAGGUGAAACUGGAGAUGAGGGAGGGGAAAUAAGGAAGGAAGAUGAAAAAAAAAAAAGUUUUGUUACCAUCAAGCUUUCUCUAACAAGGUGCUUAAAUUGUGUUGAAAUUGAGUGUUUUGUUGUGCAUGUAGCACUACAUGCAAAGGAGUCUCACGUCUUCUUUUGUUAAACUCAAUAAAACUGAGUGGUUGGGGGAUGGUAAACAGAUUAAGGGUUUGUGGAGUUUGGGGGUGGACCUGAAGAACCGGGACUGAUGACGGUGAGCUGUUUUCCUCUAUGGCCCCUCCUCCUCCACCAUAUGUACCUGCUCUCCUCUGAAUCCUCCUCCAUUCAACAGAACUCACCUGACUAACAGAGGACUUGCCUCCAUUAAAGAAAGAGACCAAAAAAAACCCACAGGCUUACGUCAAAAGAGGAAGAAGUUUCAGUUGAAGCAACUCAGAAAGAAAAAAUCCACUGUCCAUGAUGGUGUCUGCUGGGUUUCAAAUCCUGGGCACGGCUCUGGGGAUCCUGGGCUGGAUUGGUGCCAUCAUUGUGUGUGCCAUUCCCAUGUGGAAGGUCACUGCUUUUAUUGGCAGCAACAUUGUCACCUCGCAGACCUCCUGGGAAGGUAUUUGGAUGAGCUGCGUGGUCCAGAGCACAGGCCAGAUGCAGUGUAAGGUCUAUGACUCCAUGCUGGCCCUCAGCUCUGACCUACAGGCUGCCAGGGCCCUGACCGUCAUCUCCAUCGUGGUGGGCAUCUUGGCUAUCCUGCUCUCUGUAGCCGGGGGGCAAUGCACCAACUGUGUGGAGGAUUCUUCAUCCAAGGCCAAGGUGGGCAUUGCAUCUGGAGUUAUGUUCAUUGCAUCUGGGAUCCUCUGCCUUGUCCCUGUCUGCUGGACAGCCCACACCAUCAUCCGAAACUUCUACAACCCGCUGAUGGUUAGCGCCCAGAAGAGAGAACUGGGGGCUGCGCUCUACAUCGGGUGGGGGGCAGCUGCUUUGAUGCUGAUCGGAGGGGGGAUGCUCUGCUUCAACUGCCCCAAUAAGGAUGAAGGGUCCUACACUGCAAGGUACACGGCUGCCAGAUCUGAGGCCUCAGCACCAGCAUCUGGGAAAGACUAUGUCUGAAACAGAUCUAGAAAUCAGUAUAUGGCUCCACAAAGAACUGUUUACUGGGACAAAUGAACCGGUGCUACUGGUUUGUGAGUGUUGAUAUUAUUCAGCAUGUUACUUGAUCAAAAAGUUACUCCUCAUGAGAGUGUUGGAAGGAAAUGAAUGGCAAGAGAGGAACCACACCCAAAGAGGAAAUGUAAUUUUAUAUGCUAACACAGAUACUUGUAUGUGUAAAUAUUCUGUAACCUCAGUCUUAUUUUGAAAAUCUGUGAGUUGUUUUUAUGAACCAUGUGUAUGAGCUUCAUGAUGUGCCAGU
This is a messenger RNA of Xiphias gladius (swordfish), 1730 nucleotides long. RefSeq names its product claudin-4-like. The coding region runs from base 782 to 1429 and encodes 215 amino acids. Gene Ontology annotation, biological process: bicellular tight junction assembly; cell adhesion. The record is from RefSeq and is a predicted model, not a curated record. NCBI's taxonomy places the organism in Eukaryota, Metazoa, Chordata, Actinopteri, Istiophoriformes, Xiphiidae. Gene Ontology annotation, molecular function: structural molecule activity. Gene Ontology annotation, cellular component: plasma membrane; bicellular tight junction. The transcript has a single exon.